Nicotiana tabacum (common tobacco) is the source of this 3898-nucleotide messenger RNA. The record is from RefSeq and is a predicted model, not a curated record. Lineage: Eukaryota; Viridiplantae; Streptophyta; Magnoliopsida; Solanales; Solanaceae.
CAUUUUACGUGCAGCAGCGCAGGGUUUUAGGCGAAAAAGCACUCCACUCUUCUCCUCCUCCUCCUCCUCCUUUCUUCUCUUGUGCAAGUAUACCAAAAUUAUUGUCAAUUCUCCGCCUUUUCCUAUUUCAAGCAAUCAAAGUGUCAAAUUCUUGCUUAUUGCAGCGGCUUCUUUGUCAUUUUUUUAUUUUUUUUUUUGUAAAUUUGCAGCACCUGGCGGCGGAAGGCAGUGGAUUCACGAGGGCGGAAAAAAAUAAUCAAUAGCUUGUUCUUACACAAUUUUGAGCUGGAAAUUGCAGAGCAAUGGCGUCGGAUACAUUAACUUACACGGACUCGAUGAACUUGAAGGUGAGGGAGCUGUUGAAGGAGGUCCAGCUCGAAUACUCCCCUGAAACUACUGCAACUGUGGACAAGGUCGUCUCCGCCAUAAAAGAAGCAAUUGAUAAAAUCCCUGAAGACCAGGUUACGGCUGACUUGGCACCAGGGUUUGUUAGAGACAUCAAAGCUGAUAAGGUGGAAUUCACGUUUAAGAAGCCAAAAUCUCUAGAAAUUAGCGGGAGUUAUUCCAUACAAUGCGUUACCAAACCAGAUUUAAAUGUGGAUCUUUUUCUUCACUUGCCAAAGGAGUGUUUUUACGAAAAAGAUUACCUAAAUUAUCGAUACCAUGCCAAAAGAUUCCUUUAUCUCUGCAAAAUCAAGGAGCAGCUGAAAGAAUCUCCGUUAAUCAGAGCUGUGCGAUGGUCUAGUUUCCAAAAUGAGGCUCGGAAACCUAUAUUACUUAUCUAUCCAGCAGUUAAGCUUAUUGGAAAUGCUGAAUUUGUUGUGAGAAUAAUUCCUACCGCGACAUCUUUGUUAAGUGCAACAAAACUUCGCUUGGAGCGAAACAAUAUCCGUACUGUCAAACAAGGAGAUGCUUUACAAGCAACUCCAAGGUACAAUAAUAGUAUAUUGGAGGACUUGUUUCUUGAGGAUAAUGCAGAAUUUGUCAAAAGAACUUUCUCUGGGUGGAAAGAAUUGGGGGAAGCCUUGAUACUGCUAAAAGUGUGGGCUCGGCAGAGGAGUUCAAUCUAUGCCCAUGAUUGCUUAAAUGGGUUUCUAAUUUCUGUCUUAUUGGCCUUCCUUGCAACAAGGCCUGGAAGGCAUCAUAUAAACAGUUCCAUGAAUACAAUGCAGAUAUUUCGCAUCACAGUGGACUUCAUCGCCACCUCUAAGACAUGGGAUAAGGGGCUUUUUAUUCAGCCCCAGCCUGAAAAAGCUUCAAACAAGGUUUAUUACUUUGCUAUAUUUGGUGAUUACAAGUUACUUGAAGAAGAUACACUUACCAAAAAGAAGUGUGGGAGAGGCUAUAAAAAGAUGCAUCUAUGUUUCAUGAUUAACUCCAUUCAAAAGAGUUUCAAGGAUUUAAUUAAGAUAUUAGUUCAUUCCUCCAUUUUCAUGUAUUUUAGGUGUCAGCAUCUAAAAGCCUUGUUAGAAAUGCCAUUGUUCGGUCUUGGAGAACUCCCAUCUCACUACCUAAUUGUAGCGGAUAUGCAGUUGUUUCCUGUGGUCAUUUGCAAUUCAUUUGAGGACUUCAAUUUGGCAUUCCGUCUGUCGCACAAUGGUUUCAAAGAGCUGCGCAAUGAGGCUGCAUUGGCAGUUAAUAGCAUCAAUAAAUGUGAAGAUGGUGGCUUUGAUGAGCUUUUUAUCACAAAGAUUGACUUUCCCGCUAGAUAUGACUACUGCAUGAGGUUGAACUUGAGGGGAAACUGUGAAGUUUCUAGCUUAGGAUUCUGCUUAGAUGAUGAACUUUGGAGAUCUCAGGAGCAGAAGAUACUCUCCCUCAUGGACCAAGGGUUGAGCGACAGAUCUAAGUCCAUUCGUGUUAUUUGGAGAAACACUGCAUCUGAAUGCAACUUUGAAGAGGGACUGUCGGAGCUAGACAAUGAGCCGUUGCUUAUUGGGAUUUCUGUCAAAUCAGCAGAAUCAGCCUUUAAAAUGACUGUCAUAGGUCCUAGCCCUGAGGAAAGAGAUAAGGCUUUAGAAUUUCGGAAGUUUUGGGGAGAAAAGGCGACUCUUCGACAGUUUCGCGAUAGUAGAAUAGCUGAAGUUGCAGUAUGGGAACACGAGGAAUGGGAAAGGCAUCUCAUCAUAAAAGAUAUUGCCGAGCAUGUUUUGUCUAGGCAUCUUUCCAUCACCAAAGAAAAAAUCGUUCCUGUUGUGGAUCAACUUGAUUUUUGUCUCCUCCACAGGGAUGUAGAUCCUAUAUCAUUCUCAAAAAGUUUGCUGGUGGCACUUGAAGAGCUGUCAAAGCGUUUGCUUCAACUUAAUGACAUUCCACUAAAGGUGUCGACUGUGCAACCUCUGGACUCAGCUUUCAGGAUGACAUCUGUCUUCCCGCCCAUCCCUCAUCCUUUGGCACAGGAGAAGGGUGUUGACAUAAAACUAAGGAAGCCUGUUUCAACCUGUNUGGCGUUUCUUCUCAGAAUUGCUGAGAGUCUGCAGAACAAUUGGGGGAUGAUGUUUACUGCUACAGAAGAUGAUGUAGAUGUUCUGAUGUCUGGCUAUGCAUUCCGCCUUAAAAUUUCUCAUGAAAGGGCUCUAAGUUUGGUGACUGGGCAAAGUAAUAAUUGUCGACAUCAAUGGAGCCUCUCUGCUGACAGAAAACUUCUUCUACGACACCAACAUGCAAGCAAGAUUAAUGCUUUAAGGGGUCGUUAUCCCGUAUAUGGACCAAUUGUUCGGCUGGCUAAAAGAUGGGUUUCUGCACACCUAUUUUCCACGGUGCUGACAGAGGAGGCAGUUGAACUAUUGGUUUCAUAUCUUUUCUUGAGACCUUUGCCAUUUGAACCUACUUUCUCCCGAAUAACAGGAUUUUUGAGGUUCUUACGAUUAUUGUCAAAAUAUGAUUGGGCCUUUUCACCCUUAAUCGUUGAUUUCGAUGGCGACUUUUCGACUGAGGAGAAACAUAAGAUUAUUGAGAAUUUCAUGAGGAGUAGAGAAGAGCAUGAAAAGGAUACUCAAAAUUUAAGUCCUGCAAUGUUCUUAGUUACUAAAUAUGACAUCACAUCUGAAGCAUGGACAAGAUCUUCACCAACUACAGCAGAGCUAAGAAGAUUGGUGACUUAUUCAACUAGCAGUGUGAAUUUGUUGACCAAACUGAUUUUGCAAGAUGGAUAUGAUUCUUAUGGAUGGAAAUGUCUUCUCCGCACGCCUCUGAACAACUACGAUGCUGUUGUUCUUCUCCACAGGGAUAAAUUGCCCUACCCCCAGCAUCUUCUCUUUCCAUCCGAGCUCAAACAAGAGCGGUGUGUGGUGCGGGGGCAUGCAACCAAGAUUUUCCAUCCUUUCUUUUUGCCUGGAGACUUCAAAGUGAACUAUGGGGAACUGAAAAGUAAGCUGAUGGUGAAUUUUGAUCCAGUAAGGUGCUUUGUUACCGAUAUCCAGAGAGGAUUUCCCGAUGGGGUGAAGGUGUGGCACGAUGCUUUGGGUGGUGAUGCUCUUGGUCUUACAUUAGCAAAAGCAAGUUCAAAGAAACGAAAGCAUGAUGACUCGACAGAGGAGAGCAAGGAUCUUCUGAUUACGCUAAAAACCAUAGGCGAGGUCGGCAAAGGCCUUGUGAGAAGUAUCCAUGUUGUCAAGACCCGAAAAAGUAAUAAUUAAAAUGUUUAAAAAGAAUUUUGCCAGCGUUGGUUUAACAACUACAUGUACACUAUGCGUAUGUUAUAAAGGUUACUGUUGGCUGGUUGGAAGCUCUUCAAAUUUUGCAGCACAACUUUUGUAUAUGUGGAGUUCUCUAGUCGAGGACCAACAAUCACCUGUAAUUGUAAUGAGAAAAUCAUUUUAUUAUUUGAGGAAAAGAAAGAGGAAAGAAGAAAACAAAAAACAAAAGGAAAAAAAUGUUAGUGCGAGGCAUUAUCUUC